GGAGCCAGGUCUUGAAAGCUAUCUCUUUCAAGGGAACCCACCUAUUCCUUUUAUAUCCCUACAUGUUUCACCUUAAAAUUGAGCUUUCUCUGUUCUUUUAAACUAAGGAAGAGAAAUGGGCACCCACAUAGAGAACAAAGUUCUGAUUAGGGAAUUCAAUGAAGAUAGAGACAUUGAAGCAGUAGAGAAGCUUGAGAAGAGUUGUGAAGUUGGAUAUAGAAAGGGGAUUUCUAUUUCUACUAACUUGAUGGGAGACCCAUUAUGUAGAAUUAGACUCUAUCCAACUCAUGUUAUGCUGAUUGCUGAGCUGGUUGGAAAUGGGGAGCUUGUCGGAGUAAUUCGGGGAUGCAUGAAGCAUGUGGGGACUAGCCCUGGUAAAACACAUAUGAAUAUAGGUUGCAUUUUAGGCCUUCGAGUCUCUCCCAAGCACAGGCGUAUAGGAAUUGGUUUGAAACUUGUGGAAUCAAUGGAAGAUUGGGCAAUAAAAAAUGGAGCUGAGUACAUUUGCCUGGCAAUAGAAGCAAACAAUGUGGCCUCUACCAACCUCUUUGUGUUGAAGUGCAAUUAUAUAAUGCUAAGCUCUCUGGUGAUACUGGUUCAACCCAUUAGCUCCCGAGUCGGGCAUCCACCUCAAGAGGUCAGGAUAGAGAAGUUGAGCUCAGAACAGGCAAUCUCCUUGUAUAAGAGUAUACUUGAAGGUAAAGGCUUAUACCCAUUAGACAUUGAUGUGAUAUUGAAAGAAAACUUGAACCUUGGCACUUGGGUUUCAUUCUUUGGUGAAGAGGAAUGGAUAGGUUUACAUGGAAAAGAGAAGAAUGAGGAUUUCAUCCUUAGAACUCCAAGCUCUUGGGCCAUGGUAAGCAUAUGGAACACUUGUGCAACUUACAAGCUUCAGAUAAGGAGGUCAUAUCCAUGCAUGUGUUUUCAUACUACAUUAAGCCAUGCCAAAGCUAAAGUCUUCCCUUGCCUUAAAAUACCAACUUGUGAUCUACUAGACAAGCCCUUUGGGUUUUUCUUCCUAUAUGGCCUUCAUGGAGAGGGUCAGAGGAUUGGAGAACUCAUGAAAUCUCUGUGGUGCUUUGCCUGUAAUUUGGCUGGAAAUGUGAAGGACUGCAAGGCUAUCAUUACAGAGCUAGAAGUAUCUGAUCCUCUUAGAGGGUAUGUUCCACAGGGAACAUCAAUGUCAAGCAUUGAUGAUAUUUGGUACUUGAAGAGAGUGAGAGGCUCCAACAGCGAUGAGGACGAUCGAUGGACGACACUGCCAAAGGGAGAACAUCUGUUUGUUGAUCCCAGAGAUUUCUAGGGUUACUUAAGUUCAUUGUCCAGAAUCGCCUUGAGG
Messenger RNA from Telopea speciosissima, 1339 nucleotides. RefSeq names its product probable N-acetyltransferase HLS1-like. Gene Ontology annotation, molecular function: acyltransferase activity, transferring groups other than amino-acyl groups. The transcript has 3 exons. NCBI's taxonomy places the organism in Eukaryota, Viridiplantae, Streptophyta, Magnoliopsida, Proteales, Proteaceae. The record is from RefSeq and is a predicted model, not a curated record. The coding region runs from base 116 to 1303 and encodes 395 amino acids.